Glarea lozoyensis ATCC 20868 is the source of this 1458-nucleotide messenger RNA. Its product is annotated as Aldolase. The transcript has 2 exons. Gene Ontology annotation, molecular function: 3-deoxy-7-phosphoheptulonate synthase activity. The coding region runs from base 1 to 1458 and encodes 485 amino acids. Lineage: Eukaryota; Fungi; Ascomycota; Leotiomycetes; Helotiales; Helotiaceae. The record is from RefSeq and is a predicted model, not a curated record. Gene Ontology annotation, biological process: aromatic amino acid biosynthetic process.
AUGUCACUUCUUUCAACGGAAUUAACCGGCGGGAAAGAGUCACGCUCUGGAAAUACCGUGUCCUGGACUCCAAGUUCCUGGAAGUCAAAACCCAUCAAGCAAAGUCCUAGCUACGAUGAUCAAGCAGCAGUCGAUAAGUCAUUGGCAAAACUUAAUCAUCUUCCACCACUUGUUCCCUUUGCCGAAAUAGAUCGUCUGAAGGAUAAUCUACGAAAGGUAGCCCAAGGAGAUGCAUUUCUGUUACAGGGUGGUGAUUGCGCGGAGCUGUUCGACUAUUGCAGUCAAGAUGCUAUCGAGUCCAAGAUGAAGCUCUUGCUUCAAAUGAGUUUGAUCCUCAUUUGGGGAUCUCACAAGCCCAUUGUGCGCAUUGCACGUAUGGCAGGACAAUACGCCAAGCCCAGAUCGAGUCCAAUGGAAAUGGUCGAUGGCAAGGAGAUACCUUCAUUCCGAGGUGACAUACUGAAUGGCUUUAAGACUGAUGAGAGGACACUUGAUCCAGAACGACUUGUUGAUGCCUAUUUCCAUUCAGCAGCCACCUUGAAUUUUGUUCGAGGCUCCAUCUCAUCCGGAUUUGCAGACUUACAUCGUCCGCUUGAUUGGGGUCUUGGUCAUGUCCGUGACCCAGAGCUUCAGAAAAGGUAUUCCGAUACCGUAGAAUCUAUUUCCGACAACUUGGAUUUUUUGCGUGCCACUGGCCACGACACUGGCAGUAGGGAAUUGAGCACCGUAGAUCUCUUCACAAGUCACGAAGCUCUUCUGCUAGAUUAUGAACAGAGUCUUACACGGGUUUCCAAAUCUCAUCUGGAUCAGCAAGGAACAAGCAGUGCAUCCGCUGAGAAGCUUUACUAUGAUACUUCCGCACAUUUUAUAUGGGUCGGUGAUCGAACACGACAAGUCGAUCAUGCUCAUAUCGAAUUCCUUCGAGGGGUACAAAAUCCAAUUGGUGUCAAAGUUGGACCAACAACCUCAUCUUCAGAUCUGCUCACUAUUCUUCGAACGUUAAAUCCCAAGGUUGAAGUUGGCAAAAUCACUCUCAUCACCCGUUAUGGUGCAGCAAAGGUUGGAAGCCUCCUGCCAGAUCACAUCAAGAUUGUAGAAAACAGCGAAUAUGCGAAGAGUGUCGUAUGGCAAUGUGAUCCUAUGCACGGUAACACUCGGUCAACCUCUUCAGGCAUCAAGACACGUCAAUUUGCAGAUAUUCUUUCAGAGCUUGAGCAAUCUUUCGUAAUUCACAAAGAGCAAGGAAGCUAUCUUGGAGGUGUACAUUUAGAGAUGACUGGUGACGCAGUUACAGAGUGUACUGGUGGGAGCCAAGGUCUACUGGACGACGAUCUAUCCCUAAACUAUACCAGCUUCUGCGACCCGAGACUGAACGAGAAGCAGUCAGUUGAGCUUGCCUUCUUGAUCGCUGGUCACUUGAAACAAGACAGGCAGGAUAAACAAAACAAGCGAGUCUGA